Messenger RNA from Necator americanus (New World hookworm), 24249 nucleotides. RefSeq lists its product as uncharacterized. The coding region runs from base 1 to 24249 and encodes 8082 amino acids. Gene Ontology annotation, biological process: nuclear migration; cytoskeleton organization; nucleus organization. The record is from RefSeq and is a predicted model, not a curated record. Gene Ontology annotation, cellular component: membrane; perinuclear region of cytoplasm; nuclear envelope. Gene Ontology annotation, molecular function: kinesin binding. NCBI's taxonomy places the organism in Eukaryota, Metazoa, Nematoda, Chromadorea, Rhabditida, Ancylostomatidae. The transcript has 50 exons.
AUGCCUUUAUUCGGCCUUCGCUUCACUGCUCAAGAUGAGGACGAACGGGCCCAAAAGAACACAUUCACGAGGUGGAUCAACCUCCACUUGGAAGAGCACAGCUCCUCUGGACGUGUGAAUGACUUAUUCGAGGACAUCAGGGAUGGGGUACUCUUGUGCCACCUGAUCGAGGUCCUUACAGGAGAGGCAUUGCAAGUAUGCAGCCCUCGUGUCUCAAAACGGGUGCAUCACAUCGCAAAUUUAACAACUGCUUUGACGGUUUUGCGACGAAGAGGCCUGGAAUUGGUCAACAAUAAUGCGAGCGACAUCGCAGAUGGCAAUCCCCGUAUCGUGCUCGGCCUCAUUUGGCAAAUAAUCCUUCAUUUUCAGAUUGAGACGAACAUGGCCCUGCUUCGUGAAUGGGGUUGGGGUUCCACAAGUUUGCAACAUUCACGAGAAACUACACCUGUGCGAUCUCCAUCUUCUCCGAUUAAACAACGACUUGCUUCACUUCUCUCAUCUGGACCUUCAACGUCUGCCGAAACUCCCAAGAUCUCGGUGAAGCAGAUGAAGAGCUCAGUAGAGCAAGUUAUGCUAAGAUGGAUCAACGCGGAAGUCGCACAAAAAGUGAACCUACGUGUGGAGAACAUGGAUCGAGACUGGAAGGACGGAGUCAUGUUCUGUGCGCUGGUUCAUCGAUGGAAACCUGAUGUUAUCGACAUGGAAACCGUUCGUGGUGCUGAGCCAAGACAGAACCUCGAGAAUGCUUUCGAGCUGGCGCAAAAACAUUUGGGAAUCAAGAAACUGCUCGAAGUUGAUGACGUUCUCUGCCAGAAGCCUGACAAAAGAUCUAUAAUCACAUAUGUAUCGCAGUUCAUUCGGGCAUUUGGAGAGUCUCCUCCUGUUGAGGAUCACAAUGUGUAUGCCGAAUUCUUGGAAUGGCUUUCUAAUGCUUACAAACUCGAUCUCAUAAACAAUGAACAAGGGAUGUACUUCCGAUUGCGACGGGAGUUCAUCGAGUACCGUAGUGUGUUUAACACCAUAAUGGCAACGAAGAUGAACUUUACAGUGGAGGAAUUGGCCGAAAUACAGGAGAGAUGGGAAACCGUUCGAAGUAAUCUGGAAGCAGCGGCGACAAGUGCAGAGAAACGAUUACCGAAGCCGUAUUCCACGCUGUCUGCCUGGACGGUCACUGGACAGUCGCUCAUCAACACGCCGCUAAAUUUACCAUCUGAAGAUCCCCAUAAAUGUCUUACUAUACUACAAAAGAUGAUUUCCGAACAUAACCGACAUUUCAUUGACAUGGCAGCGAAACAAGAAGAAUUAAGGCAAGCGACUGAGACCGGUGGGUUGGGUGGUCGCCCGGUAGCGGCUGAAUACGUUGAGCCCCUGCGGGUUCGAAUGGCGUCCUUGGCGGAGGAAGCACCAUUGAAGUUGGCCACCCUGAAGGUGUUGCAUGCCCACUACACUAUUCUCGCAUACCUUCACGAUUUGGAGGCCAAAAUGAAAGUGUGGAGAUCUGCGGAAAGCCUUCAGCUACUAAAUCGAUGGAUAGCUGAGUACACACAGUUGGAGAGUGAAAAUCCCCGUGCUAAAUGCAAUCAUUACUUGGAGACCAUGAAGAAGACAUUAAAUAGUGAACCAACAACGAAAUUGGACGGCGAAGGCAUGGUAAAAACCUGCAGCCGACGUUCGGAAGAUACAUUGAAGGCCUUCGACAGCCUAAAACCUAAACUGCAAUCACUUUGUACCAUGUGGACCGAGUGGGAGAGCGAACUGUUAAGGUUGGAAGAGGUUGCAAAAUACGGAAUAGCAAAUCGUACCAACACUUUGAAAGAUGAGUCGGAGGCGAUCCGAACAGUCGAAUUGAAAUUUGACGAGCUUGUGCCUCUACUGAGUGCAUCCGCUCGUUUGGCGAGCAAUCAGCGGCUGGAGUUACUGCGAAUGAAAGUGCGGCAUUUGAGCAGAUUCGCCGCCACCAGCCGUCUGGUAGUCGAUCUCGUCCCUUCAACUUCUCAAAAAAUAUGUAUUGUCACAAAUGUUAUCGAAGCAUCUACAGCCGUCCUGGAAAUCGAGAAAAACCUCCGUGAGCGGUCAACUACUGAAGUUGGCAGCGAACUCAAGGAAGGUUUCGAAAAAAUGGAUAUGAAGCGUAGGUUAACAGCAUUGCGCAAAGUUAUACCAAAGAUGAGCGCAGUCGAACACUACUUGGAGGAACUGCAGCAGCAGUUACGCUCAUCGGAUGCAUAUGACCGAGCUAAGAUUCUUGACAUAGUUGAUCAGCUUGAAAAGGAAAUAGAUAUAAUUGAAAGGGAAGCUGCGUCUUACGUGGAUUGUCGAUAUUACAGGGAAUCCCUUCGUUCGUGUACUGCGAAGCUGCACGGAGAGGGAACAAGUUCUACCAAGGGUAACCUCGAGCCUCCAGUGGAUAAGCAAUAUGUGAAGGAAGUAAUCUCUCGAGCUGAACUGAUAUUAGAAAGACGCGAAACAAACGAGGAUGAAGUUCGAGCGUCUUUGAACGAUAUGGAGGACUGCAACGUGAUCCUCCGAGAUUGGAGCAGCAAACGACUAGAUGAGCUUAGAACGCGCUGGGAGGCGAAGCAGCGGGAGUUUGAAGAAUGGCAGCAAAGCAUGGAUCGCAUACGCAAAAUUGGCGAUCACUUGAAAACUAGCAAAACUGUGGAGAGUUCAACUCUGGCAGAACUGCGCCGUAUUGAGGAGACUUGCGGCCGUAUGCAUCUCACUGGUCUGGAGCCUUCGCUUCGACUCUCUCUGCGCCGUCUCCGCGUUAUGGUCGAAACUGUACUCGAGGAACGUCUGGAUUUGUUAAGAAUGUCCGGAGAGGAUGACUGUGCCGUCGCUCAUACGAUCGUUCAGGAGGUUGGCGAGGAGUUGGUGACGUUCUGUCCGCAGUUAGACGAGCGACAUACUGAGGCAAGACGGAUUCUUCGCGACAAAAUGGAACUGUUCCGUCGCCUUCAGAACUAUUACGAUGCUAUGAAAUACUUACGAAACCGAAAUAUUGCGUGGAAUACGAUCACUGUGGCCGAGAUACCAGCAGUCUCUGCUGAACUUGAAACUCUUGUUGAACGAUGUGUUUCCGAAUGGGAAAACGAUGCUUCACGACUACGAGCGGAUCUGUUGGCUAUCAGCGGCAGUUUUUUCCAGCUCGAGUUCGACCGCAUCAACGAAAAGCUAAACUUGUUAACCUUCGAAAAAGAAAAACUGCGUGAUCUUAUGCGCGUUCGGCUCGAAUAUCUGGAUGCUGCGCGUGAUUUUAUCACAUCCACCGACUCCUCAAUCGAUGUCACUCAGAUGGCCACCCCUAGUGAUCGGCAUCCAGAUGUGGAAAACUUGACAAAAGACCUCUGCAAAAACUUGGAGGAAAAAGCUGGACAUCUAAGGGAACUGCAAGACCAAGCUGAAAUGAAGAUCUCGGAUUUAACAAUAUCUCAACGCUUGAAAAAGUUCAGGCAACAAAUAGUAGGCGUUGCCGAUGAGGACGCAUUCGAGAAUGCCGUUCGUAGAUUUGAAAGCCUUAUUGCAAAUGAACUUCCAGCUGCAGAUGAUCCCCUCCAAUUUCUCUCAAUAAUUCUACAAUUGAAAAAAUCAGAAGAAAGCGAAAGCAAAGCUUUUGAGGAUGUGAAUGUGUUGGCAUCUUCCAAUCAUGAAAAUGCGGAGAAGGAACGAAUCACGGCUUUGUACAAUUCUCGUCAGGAACAGCGUAAACGUCUCACUCUUGCAUACAUGUAUUCCUAUCAUGACUACUUGAAUGCUCUUUUCCGUCACCAUGAAGAGAAAGCUGUGCAGCUGAUCAACAACCGAGCACUCAGAGAACUCCAAACGUUCAACGACCGGGAAUGGAAGCAAUGGAAGGAGGCUGUUGGCGAACUCGAAAGUGUCUUGGAUGCUUCAAUGCGUCUCCGAUUUCGACCAGAGUUUGCAGAUUUGCAGAGAAAGGCAUUUUCGCUGGAUAGCAAGAUCGCAAGAUCAAUUGCUAGUUCAGCAAAAUAUCGGCGCCACGAGGAAAAGCUCGCUCUCAAAUUGACUCAGUUUGAAGCAUGGCUAAACGCAAUGGAAGACGACAUGGCAACGGUGGAGUCUAUGCCCCCAGGCGAUGAACAAACUGCACGCUUGGCUCAGCUUCUCUCGAGUUGUCUGAGCCAUCAAAGACUGGUUGGAAAACUUGAACGACUAAACAUCCAGAAUCGAAGUCACGUUGAACAGCUAUGCCAGAAGUAUUACGCCCUAAUCUCGAGACUUAGACGGUAUGACAUUGAGGAGGGAUCCCUGCCACUACAUGUUCGCACUCUUGUUCAAGCAGCCCCGACGCAGUCUCAGCUGUCAAUAAGCUCUUUUGGAUCAUCGGAAGUAGUGGACCGUCCUGAAUCUGUGUUGUCGGCUUCAUCAAGCGUCGAUGUUGGCGUCUCUAGUGCAGAAAGCGAAGGUCCACUAGAGAAGUCUAUUGGAGAGAUCCGAAGACGUCUUCACGUUAUUAUCCAGUCUUAUAAUGAUGGUCCUAAGCCUCUUCCUGCUGCUACUAGUGACUACAAUCUCCUUUUGAAUUACCUGGAGGAUAUCAAUGACUUGUUCUUGGAACUGCCGCGAGUGGACGAUGCGAAGAAAGGAGCGCUAGAGAACUCGCUUCUUCAUUUACAAGAGCAUUUCAAUGAAAUCAAGUCCCAAAUGCAACAAGAGAUUGAGGAAGAGAUUUCAAUAUCCGAAAAGGAAAAAGAAAUACUCUUUGAACUAUCCAAACUGGAACAACGUGUGAAGAGUCGUGAGGUGUUGGAUCAUAACAUAAUUUAUGAUCUGGAUCAGCUUCAAACCCAAAUGGACCUUCUGCGAAUGAUAAGAAGUCAACCUCGACGUUUCGUUGAAAGCGACUUGAUAGAAAGGGAGGGUUCUCCUUCUGCGAAGACCCGUCAUAAGCGAAAAGUACUUGUAAUGGUCACCAACACCGUUACUACUAUAAUUCAAGUUGUCGAGGAGCAUCUGCUGACAAUUGAGGCUUUCUCGCGAGAUCCUGUUCUUGAGGAGAAACUUGCACUGGUGAAGACGAAUUUGAGGAAAUUGGAAGAAGAAGUGAGCACUUCUCCCCCUGAAUUACCGCUUGACACAUCAGCAGCAGAACAGUCUCAUACACCAUAUUUGGAGACGAGAACACCUGCGGAGAUGAUGCUCAAGGAUGUUCCAAAGAAUGAAGCAUUUGCAGCAGCUGUAGUUGGUAUAGAGCAGGCGCUGAAUCUAGCAGAAGAUGUUAAUUUGGAGAACUGUAACGAUCCGCAUGUAUUAUCGGAGUCAUUAAAUCUGUUAGAAAGACAGCAAACCUCUAUGGAUGCUCUCAGUGACAUUGCCGAGGAACUCUCGAAGGAGGGAUUCGUGGAAUACAUCGAUACAAUUUCUCUGUUACAAGAACGGCUCAACUCGAUGAAAGUUUCACUUACGGACCGUCUAUCUACACUCAGUACUCAGGAGCCCAUUGAAACUGUCUAUUCUCGUGAGGAGAGUACAUCAGCAGGCGACCACGAAGAAGAUUUUGAAAUGCUCGUUGAACAAGUUCGCAGGGGAAUAGAAUCUGCUGAGACCAUUGCGUUUGCAGAAAAUAGUGAUAUCAAUUCGCUGGAAAAAGCGAGGCAAAUUCUCGAUUCCCACGAACCAACAUUGUCGAUUCUCGCAGACAUUGCCGAUGAGAAAGCAAAAUCAGGAGAUAUUAACUACGUAGACAGCGUUUCCUCUCUUACGGAACAGUUCAAUUCAGUCAAAUACGGAAUCGAAGAUCGACUGGACCAAUCAGGGCUUGAGGAAGCCGGUGAUGUCUACCCAAAACUUUCCGAAGUGCUCGUAUCUCAGCUUCUUGAAGGCGAAGAUGCUCCAAGUGCAGAAAGAGUACCUCAACGACCAGAGGAAAGUGAAGGAGUUGAAGAGCAGUUGAAGAAUAUGUCGAAUGUAAUUCGCAAGCUUGAUGAACUAGAGCAAGAUAUUGUGGAAAUAGAGCAAAGCUUACCGAUACCAUCCACAUCUUCAAGUGAUUUAAUCGCUUACCAGCAAGGUAAAACUCCAAAACUGGUAGCUAAACUAGCAGCGAUCGGUGACGUCCCCGCUGACUUAUUGCCAAAGAAAGAUGACCUCUCGCACAGAAUCGAUGACGUGAACAAGAAAUUAGAUGACCAAGUGAAUGAUCUGAAACGGUUCGAGGAGAAGACAAUCGAACUCCAAAAUGUUAUCGAUGAGUGCCGUGACAAGUUGAAAUCCCGAGAUACAGCCGAACCAAUCGAAAUUGUACAAAAAGACGCAGAAGAUUUGGCAGUAGUUCUGGCUACAAUCGAUGCUAUUCCACAAGAGGAAUUGUCGCCUAGAAAUCAACUAGCUCGCGAUACGAAUAAUAUCAAGGAACAAGCGAAGGAACAACUGUCAACAUUGCGAAAAGCGCUUACCGAUGAAGAAAAGGCUCGUGAAAAACAGGAUGAGCUUAAGAACAGAUUAUCUGCUAUAGGUGAUAGUUUGAACAAGGUUGAUCCAGAAAAUGUCGACUACGCUCAGCAAUUGGUGUCAAGCCUUGAGCCUGAGCUUCAGAAGCUAGGUGACAUCGCUGACAUUUGUCAUCAAUUUGCUAUCAGCUCAUCUCCUGUUGUAAGCCACAACGAUCUUGACAAAACGCUUCCCGAUCAAGUGCGAGAUUUGCAGAAGAAGUGCGAUGAUGUGAAGAAGAAAACUGAGCAAGUAGCACAGUUAAACGCUGUCGCACCUGAAAUACUGUUGAUCUCGGAAAGUUUGCAACAACAACCAGAAGAGAUCCCAUCAAAUCUUAACGAACAACAAGCUGUGCUUGAGGAUCUCGAAACAAAGAAACAGCGCCUCGAAAACCUCUUGCAAACCAUACCAACUGGUGAUGCUACGGAAGAAUUGCGACAAAAAAGCGCAUGGGAUUUGUCGAAACUGAAAGACCUUUUGAAGAGGCUUGGCGAUUCAGUGGGCGAUAAGUUGGCUGCUCUGGCCGCUUUCAACGCUGCACGCAAAGAUGCUGAAGAUCAACUGCUUGCAAUCACUGGUCCUGUAUCUGAAGAGAAAACACCAGAUGAACUUAAAAAGGAUGAAGAAUCGCUAGUUAGAUUGCAGCAAAAUAUUUCGCAACUUGAUCGUGAUGGUUUGGACGAGGAACAGAGGGAUGAACAUGCUCAGCUGCUCGAUCGUAUUAACAAAUCGCUUGAUAUCAUCAAGCAACGACGAAACGAUUUGGAGAAUGAACUGGCAAGACAAGCAGCUGAUGAAUCUCUAAGAAAUGCCAUUAGUCCGGUAUCUAGUCGACUAGUCCAACUUGUGAACGAUGCUGAUCGACUGUUAGGAGAUGCUGAAGGUGUACCAGCACAGUAUAGACCAUCUGCUGUUGAUUUGGUUGAGGAAUGUAAGAAGGCAGUCGCUCUUCUACACGACGCACCAAAGACUCAUCCUUCUGUGCAAGCCCUCGAAGCGGCGCUAUCUUCUGCCGAAAAUAUGAUUCCAGUUUUGGAAGAACGCGCUAACAAUUGGGAUGCAUUUGUUCGAAUAAGAGAUGAAGCGGACAUUGAAUUGGACAAAUUGAGAAAACCACUCGACGAAGUGUUGUCAAAACCACGAAGAUCUACCAAUGAUGCGAAGAAAGAUUUCGAUGUGAUUUCUAAGGAGAGGAAAAACACGAACAUUCUUAGCGAUAAAGUACGUCAACUUCAGGAGCUUUCCGAACUUCUCGAUCCUCUUGAGAGUGCUUACGCUGAUGUUCGAUUCAUCGAUGUUGACGCAGAACAGAUGGAAAAGCAAUACGACGACGUAUUGAAUGAGCUGUCAACAGAAAUUGAGGAUGAAAAUCUAUUAUGUGACUCUGUAGAUCACUUCAACACUGAGAUGAAUAACAUUUGUGAUUUGUUAGCUGGAAAUCCUAGUAAGGAGAACAUUGAGAACAUCGAACAAUUCCAAAUUCCUGCUCUUCGAGCACAGUUAUCGAUGUUAAAAGAGAGACAUGAUGAAGCAAAUCAUGCUCGUAAGCACGUGGAUCCAGAUUCAUCUCGUUUCGCUGUCUUAGAAGAUCGUAUGCAAUCUCUCGAUGCAUUGUUGGAAGACGCGAAGAAAGCCGCCGAAAAAGAUGAACAGGAGCGUCUCAUCGUAACGCUUACCAUACGAUUAUCACAGAUUGAAGCAAUUCCUCUUCGUGAAAUCACCGAAGAUUCACUGAAUGAUAUCGAGAAACAAGUUCAUGAUCUUCCUAAGGAGAAGGUCGAACAACUACAAAAGCGAAUUGAGGAUUUACGAAAUGCUAAAGAACAACAGGAUCACACUGUGCGAGAUACCAUCGAACGUUUGGCAAAAAUCGAAGAAGCGAUAGCUGCGCUUCCAAAUCGUCAAGAUAUUCCAACGAUCGAAGACAGACUUGGACGAAUGCGUGAUAUUCGUGAAAGUCUACUCAAUUUGGAUAUUACUGCUGAGAAGGACAUUGACGAUAGAGCAGAGAAUGCUCGAAAAACAAUUGAUGAUAUGACGAAGCGUGAUGAGGAAGAACUUCAGAAGUUGUUAACUGAACAAGAUCUGCGCAAUAAUGCUAUCCAAUCGCUUGAUGAACUAGAGCAAGAUAUUGCGGAAAUAGAGCAAAGUUUACCGAUACCAUCCACAUCUUCAAGUGAUUUAAUCGCUUACCAGCAAGGUAAAACUCCAAAACUGGUAGCUAAACUAGCAGCGAUCGGUGACGUCCCCGCUGACUUAUUGCCAAAGAAAGAUGACCUCUCGCACAGAAUCGAUGACGUGAACAAGAAAUUAGAUGACCAAGUGAAUGAUCUGAAACGGUUCGAGGAGAAGACAAUCGAACUCCAAAAUGUUAUCGAUGAGUGCCGUGACAAGUUGAAAUCCCGAGAUACAGCCGAACCAAUCGAAAUUGUACAAAAAGACGCAGAAGAUUUGGCAGUAGUUCUGGCUACAAUCGAUGCUAUUCCACAAGAGGAAUUGUCGCCUAGAAAUCAACUAGCUCGCGAUACGAAUAAUAUCAAGGAACAAGCGAAGGAACAACUGUCAACAUUGCGAAAAGCGCUUACCGAUGAAGAAAAGGCUCGUGAAAAACAGGAUGAGCUUAAGAACAGAUUAUCUGCUAUAGGUGAUAGUUUGAACAAGGUUGAUCCAGAAAAUGUCGACUACGCUCAGCAAUUGGUGUCAAGCCUUGAGCCUGAGCUUCAGAAGCUAGGUGACAUCGCUGACAUUUGUCAUCAAUUUGCUAUCAGCUCAUCUCCUGUUGUAAGCCACAACGAUCUUGACAAAACGCUUCCCGAUCAAGUGCGAGAUUUGCAGAAGAAGUGCGAUGAUGUGAAGAAGAAAACUGAGCAAGUAGCACAGUUAAACGCUGUCGCACCUGAAAUACUGUUGAUCUCGGAAAGUUUGCAACAACAACCAGAAGAGAUCCCAUCAAAUCUUAACGAACAACAAGCUGUGCUUGAGGAUCUCGAAACAAAGAAACAGCGCCUCGAAAACCUCUUGCAAACCAUACCAACUGGUGAUGCUACGGAAGAAUUGCGACAAAAAAGCGCAUGGGAUUUGUCGAAACUGAAAGACCUUUUGAAGAGGCUUGGCGAUUCAGUGGGCGAUAAGUUGGCUGCUCUGGCCGCUUUCAACGCUGCACGCAAAGAUGCUGAAGAUCAACUGCUUGCAAUCACUGGUCCUGUAUCUGAAGAGAAAACACCAGAUGAACUUAAAAAGGAUGAAGAAUCGCUAGUUAGAUUGCAGCAAAAUAUUUCGCAACUUGAUCGUGAUGGUUUGGACGAGGAACAGAGGGAUGAACAUGCUCAGCUGCUCGAUCGUAUUAACAAAUCGCUUGAUAUCAUCAAGCAACGACGAAACGAUUUGGAGAAUGAACUGGCAAGACAAGCAGCUGAUGAAUCUCUAAGAAAUGCCAUUAGUCCGGUAUCUAGUCGACUAGUCCAACUUGUGAACGAUGCUGAUCGACUGUUAGGAGAUGCUGAAGGUGUACCAGCACAGUAUAGACCAUCUGCUGUUGAUUUGGUUGAGGAAUGUAAGAAGGCAGUCGCUCUUCUACACGACGCACCAAAGACUCAUCCUUCUGUGCAAGCCCUCGAAGCGGCGCUAUCUUCUGCCGAAAAUAUGAUUCCAGUUUUGGAAGAACGCGCUAACAAUUGGGAUGCAUUUGUUCGAAUAAGAGAUGAAGCGGACAUUGAAUUGGACAAAUUGAGAAAACCACUCGACGAAGUGUUGUCAAAACCACGAAGAUCUACCAAUGAUGCGAAGAAAGAUUUCGAUGUGAUUUCUAAGGAGAGGAAAAACACGAACAUUCUUAGCGAUAAAGUACGUCAACUUCAGGAGCUUUCCGAACUUCUCGAUCCUCUUGAGAGUGCUUACGCUGAUGUUCGAUUCAUCGAUGUUGACGCAGAACAGAUGGAAAAGCAAUACGACGACGUAUUGAAUGAGCUGUCAACAGAAAUUGAGGAUGAAAAUCUAUUAUGUGACUCUGUAGAUCACUUCAACACUGAGAUGAAUAACAUUUGUGAUUUGUUAGCUGGAAAUCCUAGUAAGGAGAACAUUGAGAACAUCGAACAAUUCCAAAUUCCUGCUCUUCGAGCACAGUUAUCGAUGUUAAAAGAGAGACAUGAUGAAGCAAAUCAUGCUCGUAAGCACGUGGAUCCAGAUUCAUCUCGUUUCGCUGUCUUAGAAGAUCGUAUGCAAUCUCUCGAUGCAUUGUUGGAAGACGCGAAGAAAGCCGCCGAAAAAGAUGAACAGGAGCGUCUCAUCGUAACGCUUACCAUACGAUUAUCACAGAUUGAAGCAAUUCCUCUUCGUGAAAUCACCGAAGAUUCACUGAAUGAUAUCGAGAAACAAGUUCAUGAUCUUCCUAAGGAGAAGGUCGAACAACUACAAAAGCGAAUUGAGGAUUUACGAAAUGCUAAAGAACAACAGGAUCACACUGUGCGAGAUACCAUCGAACGUUUGGCAAAAAUCGAAGAAGCGAUAGCUGCGCUUCCAAAUCGUCAAGAUAUUCCAACGAUCGAAGACAGACUUGGACGAAUGCGUGAUAUUCGUGAAAGUCUACUCAAUUUGGAUAUUACUGCUGAGAAGGACAUUGACGAUAGAGCAGAGAAUGCUCGAAAAACAAUUGAUGAUAUGACGAAGCGUGAUGAGGAAGAACUUCAGAAGUUGUUAACUGAACAAGAUCUGCGCAAUAAUGCUAUCCAAUCGCUUGAUGAACUAGAGCAAGAUAUUGCGGAAAUAGAGCAAAGUUUACCGAUACCAUCCACAUCUUCAAGUGAUUUAAUCGCUUACCAGCAAGGUAAAACUCCAAAACUGGUAGCUAAACUAGCAGCGAUCGGUGACGUCCCCGCUGACUUAUUGCCAAAGAAAGAUGACCUCUCGCACAGAAUCGAUGACGUGAACAAGAAAUUAGAUGACCAAGUGAAUGAUCUGAAACGGUUCGAGGAGAAGACAAUCGAACUCCAAAAUGUUAUCGAUGAGUGCCGUGACAAGUUGAAAUCCCGAGAUACAGCCGAACCAAUCGAAAUUGUACAAAAAGACGCAGAAGAUUUGGCAGUAGUUCUGGCUACAAUCGAUGCUAUUCCACAAGAGGAAUUGUCGCCUAGAAAUCAACUAGCUCGCGAUACGAAUAAUAUCAAGGAACAAGCGAAGGAACAACUGUCAACAUUGCGAAAAGCGCUUACCGAUGAAGAAAAGGCUCGUGAAAAACAGGAUGAGCUUAAGAACAGAUUAUCUGCUAUAGGUGAUAGUUUGAACAAGGUUGAUCCAGAAAAUGUCGACUACGCUCAGCAAUUGGUGUCAAGCCUUGAGCCUGAGCUUCAGAAGCUAGGUGACAUCGCUGACAUUUGUCAUCAAUUUGCUAUCAGCUCAUCUCCUGUUGUAAGCCACAACGAUCUUGACAAAACGCUUCCCGAUCAAGUGCGAGAUUUGCAGAAGAAGUGCGAUGAUGUGAAGAAGAAAACUGAGCAAGUAGCACAGUUAAACGCUGUCGCACCUGAAAUACUGUUGAUCUCGGAAAGUUUGCAACAACAACCAGAAGAGAUCCCAUCAAAUCUUAACGAACAACAAGCUGUGCUUGAGGAUCUCGAAACAAAGAAACAGCGCCUCGAAAACCUCUUGCAAACCAUACCAACUGGUGAUGCUACGGAAGAAUUGCGACAAAAAAGCGCAUGGGAUUUGUCGAAACUGAAAGACCUUUUGAAGAGGCUUGGCGAUUCAGUGGGCGAUAAGUUGGCUGCUCUGGCCGCUUUCAACGCUGCACGCAAAGAUGCUGAAGAUCAACUGCUUGCAAUCACUGGUCCUGUAUCUGAAGAGAAAACACCAGAUGAACUUAAAAAGGAUGAAGAAUCGCUAGUUAGAUUGCAGCAAAAUAUUUCGCAACUUGAUCGUGAUGGUUUGGACGAGGAACAGAGGGAUGAACAUGCUCAGCUGCUCGAUCGUAUUAACAAAUCGCUUGAUAUCAUCAAGCAACGACGAAACGAUUUGGAGAAUGAACUGGCAAGACAAGCAGCUGAUGAAUCUCUAAGAAAUGCCAUUAGUCCGGUAUCUAGUCGACUAGUCCAACUUGUGAACGAUGCUGAUCGACUGUUAGGAGAUGCUGAAGGUGUACCAGCACAGUAUAGACCAUCUGCUGUUGAUUUGGUUGAGGAAUGUAAGAAGGCAGUCGCUCUUCUGCACGACGCACCAAAGACUCAUCCUUCUGUGCAAGCCCUCGAAGCGGCGCUAUCUUCUGCCGAAAAUAUGAUUCCAGUUUUGGAAGAACGCGCUAACAAUUGGGAUGCAUUUGUUCGAAUAAGAGAUGAAGCGGACAUUGAAUUGGACAAAUUGAGAAAACCACUCGACGAAGUGUUGUCAAAACCACGAAGAUCUACCAAUGAUGCGAAGAAAGAUUUCGAUGUGAUUUCUAAGGAGAGGAAAAACACGAACAUUCUUAGCGAUAAAGUACGUCAACUUCAGGAGCUUUCCGAACUUCUCGAUCCUCUUGAGAGUGCUUACGCUGAUGUUCGAUUCAUCGAUGUUGACGCAGAACAGAUGGAAAAGCAAUACGACGACGUAUUGAAUGAGCUGUCAACAGAAAUUGAGGAUGAAAAUCUAUUAUGUGACUCUGUAGAUCACUUCAACACUGAGAUGAAUAACAUUUGUGAUUUGUUAGCUGGAAAUCCUAGUAAGGAGAACAUUGAGAACAUCGAACAAUUCCAAAUUCCUGCUCUUCGAGCACAGUUAUCGAUGUUAAAAGAGAGACAUGAUGAAGCAAAUCAUGCUCGUAAGCACGUGGAUCCAGAUUCAUCUCGUUUCGCUGUCUUAGAAGAUCGUAUGCAAUCUCUCGAUGCAUUGUUGGAAGACGCGAAGAAAGCCGCCGAAAAAGAUGAACAGGAGCGUCUCAUCGUAACGCUUACCAUACGAUUAUCACAGAUUGAAGCAAUUCCUCUUCGUGAAAUCACCGAAGAUUCACUGAAUGAUAUCGAGAAACAAGUUCAUGAUCUUCCUAAGGAGAAGGUCGAACAACUACAAAAGCGAAUUGAGGAUUUACGAAAUGCUAAAGAACAACAGGAUCACACUGUGCGAGAUACCAUCGAACGUUUGGCAAAAAUCGAAGAAGCGAUAGCUGCGCUUCCAAAUCGUCAAGAUAUUCCAACGAUCGAAGACAGACUUGGACGAAUGCGUGAUAUUCGCGAAAGUCUACUCAAUUUGGAUAUUACUGCUGAGAAGGACAUUGACGAUAGAGCAGAGAAUGCUCGAAAAACAAUUGAUGAUAUGACGAAGCGUGAUGAGGAAGAACUUCAGAAGUUGUUAACUGAACAAGAUCUGCGCAAUAAUGCUAUCCAAUCGCUUGAUGAACUAGAGCAAGAUAUUGCGGAAAUAGAGCAAAGUUUACCGAUACCAUCCACAUCUUCAAGUGAUUUAAUCGCUUACCAGCAAGGUAAAACUCCAAAACUGGUAGCUAAACUAGCAGCGAUCGGUGACGUCCCCGCUGACUUAUUGCCAAAGAAAGAUGACCUCUCGCACAGAAUCGAUGACGUGAACAAGAAAUUAGAUGACCAAGUGAAUGAUCUGAAACGGUUCGAGGAGAAGACAAUCGAACUCCAAAAUGUUAUCGAUGAGUGCCGUGACAAGUUGAAAUCCCGAGAUACAGCCGAACCAAUUGAAAUUGUACAAAAAGACGCAGAAGAUUUGGCAGUAGUUCUGGCUACAAUCGAUGCUAUUCCACAAGAAGAAUUGUCGCCUAGAAAUCAACUAGCUCGCGAUACGAAUAAUAUCAAGGAACAAGCGAAGGAACAACUGUCAACAUUGCGAAAAGCGCUUACCGAUGAAGAAAAGGCUCGUGAAAAACAGGAUGAGCUUAAGAACAGAUUAUCUGCUAUAGGUGAUAGUUUGAACAAGGUUGAUCCAGAAAAUGUCGACUACGCUCAGCAAUUGGUGUCAAGCCUUGAGCCUGAGCUUCAGAAGCUAGGUGACAUCGCUGACAUUUGUCAUCAAUUUGCUAUCAGCUCAUCUCCUGUUGUAAGCCACAACGAUCUUGACAAAACGCUUCCCGAUCAAGUGCGAGAUUUGCAGAAGAAGUGCGAUGAUGUGAAGAAGAAAACUGAGCAAGUAGCACAGUUAAACGCUGUCGCACCUGAAAUACUGUUGAUCUCGGAAAGUUUGCAACAACAACCAGAAGAGAUCCCAUCAAAUCUUAACGAACAACAAGCUGUGCUUGAGGAUCUCGAAACAAAGAAACAGCGCCUCGAAAACCUCUUGCAAACCAUACCAACUGGUGAUGCUACGGAAGAAUUGCGACAAAAAAGCGCAUGGGAUUUGUCGAAACUGAAAGACCUUUUGAAGAGGCUUGGCGAUUCAGUGGGCGAUAAGCUGGCUGCUCUGGCCGCUUUCAACGCUGCACGCAAAGAUGCUGAAGAUCAACUGCUUGCAAUCACUGGUCCUGUAUCUGAAGAGAAAACACCAGAUGAACUUAAAAAGGAUGAAGAAUCGUUAGUUAGAUUGCAGCAAAAUAUUUCGCAACUUGAUCGUGAUGGUUUGGACGAGGAACAGAGGGAUGAACAUGCUCAGCUGCUCGAUCGUAUUAACAAAUCGCUUGAUAUCAUCAAGCAACGACGAAACGAUUUGGAGAAUGAACUGGCAAGACAAGCAGCUGAUGAAUCUCUAAGAAAUGCCAUUAGUCCGGUAUCUAGUCGACUAGUCCAACUUGUGAACGAUGCUGAUCGACUGUUAGGAGAUGCUGAAGGUGUACCAGCACAGUAUAGACCAUCUGCUGUUGAUUUGGUUGAGGAAUGUAAGAAGGCAGUCGCUCUUCUGCACGACGCACCAAAGACUCAUCCUUCUGUGCAAGCCCUCGAAGCGGCGCUAUCUUCUGCCGAAAAUAUGAUUCCAGUUUUGGAAGAACGCGCUAACAAUUGGGAUGCAUUUGUUCGAAUAAGAGAUGAAGCGGACAUUGAAUUGGACAAAUUGAGAAAACCACUCGACGAAGUGUUGUCAAAACCACGAAGAUCUACCAAUGAUGCGAAGAAAGAUUUCGAUGUGAUUUCUAAGGAGAGGAAAAACACGAACAUUCUUAGCGAUAAAGUACGUCAACUUCAGGAGCUUUCCGAACUUCUCGAUCCUCUUGAGAGUGCUUACGCUGAUGUUCGAUUCAUCGAUGUUGACGCAGAACAGAUGGAAAAGCAAUACGACGACGUAUUGAAUGAGCUGUCAACAGAAAUUGAGGAUGAAAAUCUAUUAUGUGACUCUGUAGAUCACUUCAACACUGAGAUGAAUAACAUUUGUGAUUUGUUAGCUGGAAAUCCUAGUAAGGAGAACAUUGAGAACAUCGAACAAUUCCAAAUUCCUGCUCUUCGAGCACAGUUAUCGAUGUUAAAAGAGAGACAUGAUGAAGCAAAUCAUGCUCGUAAGCACGUGGAUCCAGAUUCAUCUCGUUUCGCUGUCUUAGAAGAUCGUAUGCAAUCUCUCGAUGCAUUGUUGGAAGACGCGAAGAAAGCCGCCGAAAAAGAUGAACAGGAGCGUCUCAUCGUAACGCUUACCAUACGAUUAUCACAGAUUGAAGCAAUUCCUCUUCGUGAAAUCACCGAAGAUUCACUGAAUGAUAUCGAGAAACAAGUUCAUGAUCUUCCUAAGGAGAAGGUCGAACAACUACAAAAGCGAAUUGAGGAUUUACGAAAUGCUAAAGAACAACAGGAUCACACUGUGCGAGAUACCAUCGAACGUUUGGCAAAAAUCGAAGAAGCGAUAGCUGCGCUUCCAAAUCGUCAAGAUAUUCCAACGAUCGAAGACAGACUUGGACGAAUGCGUGAUAUUCGCGAAAGUCUACUCAAUUUGGAUAUUACUGCUGAGAAGGACAUUGACGAUAGAGCAGAGAAUGCUCGAAAAACAAUUGAUGAUAUGACGAAGCGUGAUGAGGAAGAACUUCAGAAGUUGUUAACUGAACAAGAUCUGCGCAAUAAUGCUAUCCAAUCGCUUGAUGAACUAGAGCAAGAUAUUGCGGAAAUAGAGCAAAGUUUACCGAUACCAUCCACAUCUUCAAGUGAUUUAAUCGCUUACCAGCAAGGUAAAACUCCAAAACUGGUAGCUAAACUAGCAGCGAUCGGUGACGUCCCCGCUGACUUAUUGCCAAAGAAAGAUGACCUCUCGCACAGAAUCGAUGACGUGAACAAGAAAUUAGAUGACCAAGUGAAUGAUCUGAAACGGUUCGAGGAGAAGACAAUCGAACUCCAAAAUGUUAUCGAUGAGUGCCGUGACAAGUUGAAAUCCCGAGAUACAGCCGAACCAAUUGAAAUUGUACAAAAAGACGCAGAAGAUUUGGCAGUAGUUCUGGCUACAAUCGAUGCUAUUCCACAAGAAGAAUUGUCGCCUAGAAAUCAACUAGCUCGCGAUACGAAUAAUAUCAAGGAACAAGCGAAGGAACAACUGUCAACAUUGCGAAAAGCGCUUACCGAUGAAGAAAAGGCUCGUGAAAAACAGGAUGAGCUUAAGAACAGAUUAUCUGCUAUAGGUGAUAGUUUGAACAAGGUUGAUCCAGAAAAUGUCGACUACGCUCAGCAAUUGGUGUCAAGCCUUGAGCCUGAGCUUCAGAAGCUAGGUGACAUCGCUGACAUUUGUCAUCAAUUUGCUAUCAGCUCAUCUCCUGUUGUAAGCCACAACGAUCUUGACAAAACGCUUCCCGAUCAAGUGCGAGAUUUGCAGAAGAAGUGCGAUGAUGUGAAGAAGAAAACUGAGCAAGUAGCACAGUUAAACGCUGUCGCACCUGAAAUACUGUUGAUCUCGGAAAGUUUGCAACAACAACCAGAAGAGAUCCCAUCAAAUCUUAACGAACAACAAGCUGUGCUUGAGGAUCUCGAAACAAAGAAACAGCGCCUCGAAAACCUCUUGCAAACCAUACCAACUGGUGAUGCUACGGAAGAAUUGCGACAAAAAAGCGCAUGGGAUUUGUCGAAACUGAAAGACCUUUUGAAGAGGCUUGGCGAUUCAGUGGGCGAUAAGCUGGCUGCUCUGGCCGCUUUCAACGCUGCACGCAAAGAUGCUGAAGAUCAACUGCUUGCAAUCACUGGUCCUGUAUCUGAAGAGAAAACACCAGAUGAACUUAAAAAGGAUGAAGAAUCGUUAGUUAGAUUGCAGCAAAAUAUUUCGCAACUUGAUCGUGAUGGUUUGGACGAGGAACAGAGGGAUGAACAUGCUCAGCUGCUCGAUCGUAUUAACAAAUCGCUUGAUAUCAUCAAGCAACGACGAAACGAUUUGGAGAAUGAACUGGCAAGACAAGCAGCUGAUGAAUCUCUAAGAAAUGCCAUUAGUCCGGUAUCUAGUCGACUAGUCCAACUUGUGAACGAUGCUGAUCGACUGUUAGGAGAUGCUGAAGGUGUACCAGCACAGUAUAGACCAUCUGCUGUUGAUUUGGUUGAGGAAUGUAAGAAGGCAGUCGCUCUUCUGCACGACGCACCAAAGACUCAUCCUUCUGUGCAAGCCCUCGAAGCGGCGCUAUCUUCUGCCGAAAAUAUGAUUCCAGUUUUGGAAGAACGCGCUAACAAUUGGGAUGCAUUUGUUCGAAUAAGAGAUGAAGCGGACAUUGAAUUGGACAAAUUGAGAAAACCACUCGACGAAGUGUUGUCAAAACCACGAAGAUCUACCAAUGAUGCGAAGAAAGAUUUCGAUGUGAUUUCUAAGGAGAGGAAAAACACGAACAUUCUUAGCGAUAAAGUACGUCAACUUCAGGAGCUUUCCGAACUUCUCGAUCCUCUUGAGAGUGCUUACGCUGAUGUUCGAUUCAUCGAUGUUGACGCAGAACAGAUGGAAAAGCAAUACGACGACGUAUUGAAUGAGCUGUCAACAGAAAUUGAGGAUGAAAAUCUAUUAUGUGACUCUGUAGAUCACUUCAACACUGAGAUGAAUAACAUUUGUGAUUUGUUAGCUGGAAAUCCUAGUAAGGAGAACAUUGAGAACAUCGAACAAUUCCAAAUUCCUGCUCUUCGAGCACAGUUAUCGAUGUUAAAAGAGAGACAUGAUGAAGCAAAUCAUGCUCGUAAGCACGUGGAUCCAGAUUCAUCUCGUUUCGCUGUCUUAGAAGAUCGUAUGCAAUCUCUCGAUGCAUUGUUGGAAGACGCGAAGAAAGCCGCCGAAAAAGAUGAACAGGAGCGUCUCAUCGUAACGCUUACCAUACGAUUAUCACAGAUUGAAGCAAUUCCUCUUCGUGAAAUCACCGAAGAUUCACUGAAUGAUAUCGAGAAACAAGUUCAUGAUCUUCCUAAGGAGAAGGUCGAACAACUACAAAAGCGAAUUGAGGAUUUACGAAAUGCUAAAGAACAACAGGAUCACACUGUGCGAGAUACCAUCGAACGUUUGGCAAAAAUCGAAGAAGCGAUAGCUGCGCUUCCAAAUCGUCAAGAUAUUCCAACGAUCGAAGACAGACUUGGACGAAUGCGUGAUAUUCGCGAAAGUCUACUCAAUUUGGAUAUUACUGCUGAGAAGGACAUUGACGAUAGAGCAGAGAAUGCUCGAAAAACAAUUGAUGAUAUGACGAAGCGUGAUGAGGAAGAACUUCAGAAGUUGUUAACUGAACAAGAUCUGCGCAAUAAUGCUAUCCAAUCGCUUGAUGAACUAGAGCAAGAUAUUGCGGAAAUAGAGCAAAGUUUACCGAUACCAUCCACAUCUUCAAGUGAUUUAAUCGCUUACCAGCAAGGUAAAACUCCAAAACUGGUAGCUAAACUAGCAGCGAUCGGUGACGUCCCCGCUGACUUAUUGCCAAAGAAAGAUGACCUCUCGCACAGAAUCGAUGACGUGAACAAGAAAUUAGAUGACCAAGUGAAUGAUCUGAAACGGUUCGAGGAGAAGACAAUCGAACUCCAAAAUGUUAUCGAUGAGUGCCGUGACAAGUUGAAAUCCCGAGAUACAGCCGAACCAAUUGAAAUUGUACAAAAAGACGCAGAAGAUUUGGCAGUAGUUCUGGCUACAAUCGAUGCUAUUCCACAAGAAGAAUUGUCGCCUAGAAAUCAACUAGCUCGCGAUACGAAUAAUAUCAAGGAACAAGCGAAGGAACAACUGUCAACAUUGCGAAAAGCGCUUACCGAUGAAGAAAAGGCUCGUGAAAAACAGGAUGAGCUUAAGAACAGAUUAUCUGCUAUAGGUGAUAGUUUGAACAAGGUUGAUCCAGAAAAUGUCGACUACGCUCAGCAAUUGGUGUCAAGCCUUGAGCCUGAGCUUCAGAAGCUAGGUGACAUCGCUGACAUUUGUCAUCAAUUUGCUAUCAGCUCAUCUCCUGUUGUAAGCCACAACGAUCUUGACAAAACGCUUCCCGAUCAAGUGCGAGAUUUGCAGAAGAAGUGCGAUGAUGUGAAGAAGAAAACUGAGCAAGUAGCACAGUUAAACGCUGUCGCACCUGAAAUACUGUUGAUCUCGGAAAGUUUGCAACAACAACCAGAAGAGAUCCCAUCAAAUCUUAACGAACAACAAGCUGUGCUUGAGGAUCUCGAAACAAAGAAACAGCGCCUCGAAAACCUCUUGCAAACCAUACCAACUGGUGAUGCUACGGAAGAAUUGCGACAAAAAAGCGCAUGGGAUUUGUCGAAACUGAAAGACCUUUUGAAGAGGCUUGGCGAUUCAGUGGGCGAUAAGUUGGCUGCUCUGGCCGCUUUCAACGCUGCACGCAAAGAUGCUGAAGAUCAACUGCUUGCAAUCACUGGUCCUGUAUCUGAAGAGAAAACACCAGAUGAACUUAAAAAGGAUGAAGAAUCGCUAGUUAGAUUGCAGCAAAAUAUUUCGCAACUUGAUCGUGAUGGUUUGGACGAGGAACAGAGGGAUGAACAUGCUCAGCUGCUCGAUCGUAUUAACAAAUCGCUUGAUAUCAUCAAGCAACGACGAAACGAUUUGGAGAAUGAACUGGCAAGACAAGCAGCUGAUGAAUCUCUAAGAAAUGCCAUUAGUCCGGUAUCUAGUCGACUAGUCCAACUUGUGAACGAUGCUGAUCGACUGUUAGGAGAUGCUGAAGGUGUACCAGCACAGUAUAGACCAUCUGCUGUUGAUUUGGUUGAGGAAUGUAAGAAGGCAGUCGCUCUUCUACACGACGCACCAAAGACUCAUCCUUCUGUGCAAGCCCUCGAAGCGGCGCUAUCUUCUGCCGAAAAUAUGAUUCCAGUUUUGGAAGAACGCGCUAACAAUUGGGAUGCAUUUGUUCGAAUAAGAGAUGAAGCGGACAUUGAAUUGGACAAAUUGAGAAAACCACUCGACGAAGUGUUGUCAAAACCACGAAGAUCUACCAAUGAUGCGAAGAAAGAUUUCGAUGUGAUUUCUAAGGAGAGGAAAAACACGAACAUUCUUAGCGAUAAAGUACGUCAACUUCAGGAGCUUUCCGAACUUCUCGAUCCUCUUGAGAGUGCUUACGCUGAUGUUCGAUUCAUCGAUGUUGACGCAGAACAGAUGGAAAAGCAAUACGACGACGUAUUGAAUGAGCUGUCAACAGAAAUUGAGGAUGAAAAUCUAUUAUGUGACUCUGUAGAUCACUUCAACACUGAGAUGAAUAACAUUUGUGAUUUGUUAGCUGGAAAUCCUAGUAAGGAGAACAUUGAGAACAUCGAACAAUUCCAAAUUCCUGCUCUUCGAGCACAGUUAUCGAUGUUAAAAGAGAGACAUGAUGAAGCAAAUCAUGCUCGUAAGCACGUGGAUCCAGAUUCAUCUCGUUUCGCUGUCUUAGAAGAUCGUAUGCAAUCUCUCGAUGCAUUGUUGGAAGACGCGAAGAAAGCCGCCGAAAAAGAUGAACAGGAGCGUCUCAUCGUAACGCUUACCAUACGAUUAUCACAGAUUGAAGCAAUUCCUCUUCGUGAAAUCACCGAAGAUUCACUGAAUGAUAUCGAGAAACAAGUUCAUGAUCUUCCUAAGGAGAAGGUCGAACAACUACAAAAGCGAAUUGAGGAUUUACGAAAUGCUAAAGAACAACAGGAUCACACUGUGCGAGAUACCAUCGAACGUUUGGCAAAAAUCGAAGAAGCGAUAGCUGCGCUUCCAAAUCGUCAAGAUAUUCCAACGAUCGAAGACAGACUUGGACGAAUGCGUGAUAUUCGUGAAAGUCUACUCAAUUUGGAUAUUACUGCUGAGAAGGACAUUGACGAUAGAGCAGAGAAUGCUCGAAAAACAAUUGAUGAUAUGACGAAGCGUGAUGAGGAAGAACUUCAGAAGUUGUUAACUGAACAAGAUCUGCGCAAUAAUGCUAUCCAAUCGCUUGAUGAACUAGAGCAAGAUAUUGCGGAAAUAGAGCAAAGUUUACCGAUACCAUCCACAUCUUCAAGUGAUUUAAUCGCUUACCAGCAAGGUAAAACUCCAAAACUGGUAGCUAAACUAGCAGCGAUCGGUGACGUCCCCGCUGACUUAUUGCCAAAGAAAGAUGACCUCUCGCACAGAAUCGAUGACGUGAACAAGAAAUUAGAUGACCAAGUGAAUGAUCUGAAACGGUUCGAGGAGAAGACAAUCGAACUCCAAAAUGUUAUCGAUGAGUGCCGUGACAAGUUGAAAUCCCGAGAUACAGCCGAACCAAUCGAAAUUGUACAAAAAGACGCAGAAGAUUUGGCAGUAGUUCUGGCUACAAUCGAUGCUAUUCCACAAGAGGAAUUGUCGCCUAGAAAUCAACUAGCUCGCGAUACGAAUAAUAUCAAGGAACAAGCGAAGGAACAACUGUCAACAUUGCGAAAAGCGCUUACCGAUGAAGAAAAGGCUCGUGAAAAACAGGAUGAGCUUAAGAACAGAUUAUCUGCUAUAGGUGAUAGUUUGAACAAGGUUGAUCCAGAAAAUGUCGACUACGCUCAGCAAUUGGUGUCAAGCCUUGAGCCUGAGCUUCAGAAGCUAGGUGACAUCGCUGACAUUUGUCAUCAAUUUGCUAUCAGCUCAUCUCCUGUUGUAAGCCACAACGAUCUUGACAAAACGCUUCCCGAUCAAGUGCGAGAUUUGCAGAAGAAGUGCGAUGAUGUGAAGAAGAAAACUGAGCAAGUAGCACAGUUAAACGCUGUCGCACCUGAAAUACUGUUGAUCUCGGAAAGUUUGCAACAACAACCAGAAGAGAUCCCAUCAAAUCUUAACGAACAACAAGCUGUGCUUGAGGAUCUCGAAACAAAGAAACAGCGCCUCGAAAACCUCUUGCAAACCAUACCAACUGGUGAUGCUACGGAAGAAUUGCGACAAAAAAGCGCAUGGGAUUUGUCGAAACUGAAAGACCUUUUGAAGAGGCUUGGCGAUUCAGUGGGCGAUAAGUUGGCUGCUCUGGCCGCUUUCAACGCUGCACGCAAAGAUGCUGAAGAUCAACUGCUUGCAAUCACUGGUCCUGUAUCUGAAGAGAAAACACCAGAUGAACUUAAAAAGGAUGAAGAAUCGCUAGUUAGAUUGCAGCAAAAUAUUUCGCAACUUGAUCGUGAUGGUUUGGACGAGGAACAGAGGGAUGAACAUGCUCAGCUGCUCGAUCGUAUUAACAAAUCGCUUGAUAUCAUCAAGCAACGACGAAACGAUUUGGAGGAUGAACUGGCAAGGCAAGCAGCUGAUGAAUCUAUUAGAAACAUAGUUAGUCCAGUAUCCAGUCGACUAGUUCAACUUGUGAACGAUGCUGAUCGACUAUUGGUAGACGCUGAAGGAGUAGCAGCUCAGUACAGACCACUUGCGGAUGAGCUGGUUGAGGAGUGCAGAAAGGCCGCAACCGUUUUACGUAGUGCUCCAGCAACUCAUCCUUCUGUGGAAGAACUUGAAGCGGCACUUUCUUCUGCCGAAUACAUGGUUCCAGCUCUGGAAGAACGCGCCAACAAGUGGGAUGAAUUCGUGCGAAUAAGAGACGAAGCCAGUAAGACCCUUGAAGCCGUACUUUUGGCGCUUUCAUUAUUCCAAGAAAGGACAGAGCUCAUUCCUCUACCUUAUGGUGAAGUAGAACUUCAAAACCUGAAGCACCUGUAUGCGGAUAUAGAAAGGCUUCGUGAUGUUGAGAAGAAACUUAACGAGCUUUCCUUACUUUUACGACCGUUGCUUCACGUUUCGCAAGAUGUUCGUUUCUUUUCUGUUGACCAAGAAAGGACAGAGAAACUAUAUGAGGAAAUAACAGAACGACUCGCCACAGAGAUCACCGCAGAAGCACAACUGAACAGAACUCUCGAGAUACUUACCACUGAGCUGAAUCAUUGCAGCGAAGAGCUCACCUCCGAAGAUGAUGAGCAGAAAGAUAGACUGAGCCACGAAUCACUCCUUCUUGACAUCAUUGCCCACUUAGAAAACCAAAAGGUUAUUGUGGAACGUAGUGCACAGAGUCGACGGUAUAUCGAGAGCAGCACCUCAACCAGUCUUGAUCGACUUAUGCAGCGUGCGCAGGACCUUCUGGAGGCAUUAAGACGUGCUCCACAAACAAGCAGGGACUCAGCAGCACGAGAAGAGUACGACGUCGAUGCUGCUGCUGAAGUUCUUGCAGCUUUAUAUCCUGAGUCACACCCUUACAGUGUGCUCGCAGAACAUGGAUUCGAAGGAAUUCCGUCUGAUACAGACUCAAAGAGCGAGUUGGAAUCCAUUGACGGUUCUUCGUCUGGAAUGCUUUCCCCGAUUCCAGAUACCGCUACUAGUAUCGUAGCAGCUUCACACUUCCGUCGCCAAAGGUCGCGAUGGAGACGGGUUCUUCGUACAGCAUUGCCUCUUCAGGCAAUGCUGGUUCUACUCUUGGGAGCAGCAUGUCUGGUUCCGCAUUGCGAUGACGAGUAUUGCUGUCAACUGCUAAACAACUUCGCAAGAAGCUUUGAUCCAUCUCUUGAAUUUAUAAAUGGACCUCCGCCUUUCUGA